CCAGAUUUUAAUGAAAUCAGUGUUUGAAAACGCUGAAUAAUACGGUGUGAUUUUUAUAUGUGAACAACAACAACAACAAUGGCAGGAGAAGUAGUUGUCGAUGCUCUGCCUUACUUUGAUCAGGGCUAUGAUGAAACGGGAGUCAGAGAAGCUGCCCUGGCACUGGUUGAGGAAGAGACGAGGAGGUACCGACCUACAAAAAACUACCUGGAGUACCUGCCACAGGCCCAGUACCAUCACUUUGAGACAGACAUUAUGAAGACCGAGUUUGAACGGCUGCAGUCUCGGCUACCGAUAGAGAUGAUGAGCAUGAAGAGGUAUGAGCUGCCUCAACCUCCACCCGGCAAGAUGACAGAUGUGUCAGCAUGGAGUGAAUGUGUGGAGAACUCACAGGCCCAGUUAGAACAUCAGGCACUCAGGCUGUUGAACCUGGAGCUGAUGCAGGAAUAUGGCACCCACUCGUGGAAGAUCUACAAUGACAUACUGGUCAAGAUGAUGGAAGCUGCACAGAAACAACUGUCGGAACUCAAGAAGAAGAUUCAGGAAAUCAAUCUGCAGAGGAAGAGUGAACAGACUGUGGCAGGGGCCAAACUAAAAGAUCUAGAAAACAGUUGGGUCGGGCUGGUGAGCAAGAACUACGAGAUUGAGCGUGCCUGUGUGGAAAUGGAGAAAGAACUCACGGAAAUGGAGAAGCAUAAAAAGGGAUUAAGGGCUGACAGAUGAGAGAUGGUGUAAAUUUUGCCAACCCUUUUACAACUACAGCUGAAGAUGAACCUGGCAAUUGUACACGCUGUCUACACUUUUGAUGUGGCACCAUGAACAACAGUUGAAGUUUUCAAAGAUGACCAUCAGUAAAUAUUUUAUCAGAAGUGUCAUAAUAAUGUCAGACUGUUAGACAUAUAGGCAUAGAACCCAAUAUGUACAUAUGAAAUGUGCGCCAAUUUGAAUGUCUUUUGGAUAUGAUAAAUUUGUGUUGCACAUAAACUCUGUGGAUUUUAGUGACAACCUUAACACAUUCAUUUUUUUUCAUUCAUAAAAAUAUUCAACAUUAUUAUUAUUGUCAUAGUCACCUUACUUGCUUGUCUGCUUCCAGUGAACAAACAGAUAAUGCUAAACAUGAUUUGAUUAUUUCUUAUCUUUUGUACUGUUUUAAUGUCUACAUAGAUGGUAAAAUAAACUUCAGAAAUUA
This is a messenger RNA of Dreissena polymorpha, 1189 nucleotides long. RefSeq names its product pre-mRNA-splicing factor SPF27-like. Gene Ontology annotation, cellular component: catalytic step 2 spliceosome; precatalytic spliceosome; Prp19 complex. The transcript is spliced from 8 exons. Gene Ontology annotation, biological process: mRNA processing. NCBI's taxonomy places the organism in Eukaryota, Metazoa, Mollusca, Bivalvia, Myida, Dreissenidae. Bases 79 to 723 code for a protein of 214 amino acids. The record is from RefSeq and is a predicted model, not a curated record.